Messenger RNA from Morchella importuna, 255 nucleotides. RefSeq lists its product as uncharacterized. The coding region runs from base 1 to 255 and encodes 84 amino acids. The transcript has 6 exons. The record is from RefSeq and is a predicted model, not a curated record. NCBI's taxonomy places the organism in Eukaryota, Fungi, Ascomycota, Pezizomycetes, Pezizales, Morchellaceae.
AUGCUACUGCGGCAUAUGCAGAUUGAUUAUCAUACACGCCGGGGGGAGAGAAAGGCAACACUCUUGGCACAGACUGAUCUACCGACUGACAAAAAGGGGCAGCAACCGCUGCAGGUCCUGCGCGCAACGGAGGGACCACCUUUACUAAAUCGUGGCUUUGAUUGGGACGGCAUUUUUGGUAAUGCAAAGAUCCUAGGGAAGAUUGAGUCAAUGGUAUCAGCGAGGAAUGAAGGUAUAUACGUAUAUCGUCUCUAA